Arachis duranensis is the source of this 324-nucleotide messenger RNA. RefSeq lists its product as uncharacterized. The record is from RefSeq and is a predicted model, not a curated record. Bases 1 to 324 code for a protein of 107 amino acids. Lineage: Eukaryota; Viridiplantae; Streptophyta; Magnoliopsida; Fabales; Fabaceae. The transcript has a single exon.
AUGACAGCUUUUAAGACCCUAAUUGGAAUGUCUCCUUAUCAACUAGUUUAUGGUAAAGCAUGUCAUCUGCUAGUGGAGUUGGAGCACAAAGCAUACUGGGCAACGAGAUUCCUAAACUUGGAUGUCAAGGUUGCAGGAGAGAAAAGAUUGCUCCAACUAAAUGAAUUAGAUGAGUUUCGGUAUACUACCUAUGAGAAUGUCAAAUUUUACAAGGAAAGGGCAAAGAAAAGGCAUGAUAGGAAGAUAGGUCCCAGAGUUUUCGAGUCUGGCCAAAAGGUUUUACUUUUCAAUUCUAGGCUCAAGCUCUUCCCUAGGAAGCUCUAG